Messenger RNA from Lycium barbarum (goji berry), 3150 nucleotides. RefSeq lists its product as uncharacterized. The transcript is spliced from 7 exons. Gene Ontology annotation, molecular function: nucleic acid binding. Lineage: Eukaryota; Viridiplantae; Streptophyta; Magnoliopsida; Solanales; Solanaceae. The record is from RefSeq and is a predicted model, not a curated record. Bases 1 to 3150 code for a protein of 1049 amino acids.
AUGGAAAUAAUUCAUGAUCACAUGCAUCACAUUACUAUAAAGAUCAAAGCUCAAGGAAUGCAGGAAGCGUUACUCAUCACUGUGGUAUAUGCAAAAUGUACCCAAGUGGAGAGGAGGGUUCUGUGGGAAAACUUAGAAGACAUUGCAGAAAAUUGUAACAGUCCCUGGAUGAUAGGAGGGGAUUUCAAUGUAAUUACUUUAGAGGAGGAAAAAUAUGGAGGACUUUCUGUCAGUUUGCAGGAGAUACAAUUAAUAAUUAUGGGAUAUAUCCAACAUCUGGUUAGAUCAGGGUCAGACCAUGCUCUUAUGCUUAUUUCAUAUGCUGGAAAUUCUGAACCUAUUAGAAAACCUUUUAAGUUUCUAAAUUUCUGGUUAAAGAAUGUUAAAGCUGCUUUGGUGAUCUGGAGCCAAAACACUUUUGGGAACAUAUUUCAGCAGAUAGAGUCUCUGGAGGAUAUUAUAAAGACACAAGAAGUCCAAUUUGAGUUGAAUCCCCUCAGAAUAGGGAGAAUUUACACAAGGAAUACUAAGUUCUUUCAUACUUAUGUGCAACGUAGAAGGAAAAGAUUACAAAUAAGGAGGAUACAGGGGCAGAAUGGGGUAUGGUUAGAAGAAAGAGAAGAAGUGGCAAAUGAAGCCAUUAGAUUCUUCCAAGAUCAGUUUGCAAAAGAACCAGAUCCUUCUAACUUUGGCAUUCUAGACCAUGUACCCAGAAUGGUCACAGAGGAGCAGAAUGACAGAAUCACAGCCCUACCAAAUCAGGAAGAAGUUAAGGAGAUAGUGUUUAAACUUAAUGGUGAAAGUGUUGCCGGUCCAGAUGGUUUUACAGGAUUAUUCUAUCAAUUCUGUUGGGAUAUAAUUGGGGAGGAUGUAACUAAUAUGGUGAAAAGUUUCUUUUGUGAUAUAAGGCUGAGGACCAAAACUGCAAAUGUGGUACUUAAAUUGGAUAUGGCUAAGGCAUAUGAUAGGGUCUCUUGGUUAUUUUUGACAAAAGUCAUGAGACAGUUGGGAUACUCACACAUGGUUGUGGACAUGGUUUUCAGAAUAGUCAGUAAUAACUGGUAUUCCAUCCUAAUAAAUGGACAACAGCAUGGUUUCUUUCAAUCAUCUAGGGGGGUUAAACAAGGGGACCCCUUAUCCCCCACUUUGUUUAUUUUGGCUGCAGAAGUUCUUUCAAGAAAUCUAAAUCAGUUGCACCAGAUACCACAUUUCAAAGGAUAUGGGCUUCCUAAAUGGAGUCCUAAGAUCAAUCAUCUGGCAUAUGCAGAUGACAUGAUCAUUUUCGCCUCUGCUGAUACUAUAUCCUUACAGAAAAUCAUGGAAGUUUUGAAAAGAUAUGAAGAAACAUUAGGCCAGAAGGUAAACAGGGAUAAAAGCUCUGUGUACAUGCACCAUAAUGUCAUAGGUGAUAUAAAAGCAAUUGUUGAGGUGAUAACAGGAAUUGUAAGAAAGGAUUUCCCAUUCAUAUAUCUUGGUUGCCCUAUUUUCUAUAGUAGGAGGAAAAAGGAUUACUAUAAUUCUAUUCUGGUAAAAAUAAUGCACAGGUUGCAAUCUUGGAAAGGAAAAAUGUUAUCCUUUGGAGGAAGAGUUGUUUUAAUAAAGCAUGUGUUACAAGGUAGGCCCAUUCAUCUUUUAUCUGCUUUGAACCCCCCAGAUUAUGUAAUUACACAAAUGCACAAGCUUUUUGCACAGUUUUUCUGGAAUAACACAAGUGGAGGUAAAAGUAGACAUUGGUCAGCAUGGCAUAAGUUGUGUAUACCAGAAAAGGAAGGGGGACUGGGGUUUAGAUCACUACAUGAUGUAUCCAUGGCUUUAUAUUGCAAAAUAUGGUGGAAUUUUAGAACUUCACCAUCCUUGUGGAGUGUUUAUCUCAGCAAUAAAUACUGUAAAAAAGAAAAUGCAGUUGUGGUACAAUGGAAGUAUGGGUCACAAAAUUGGAAGAAGAUGCUUCAAGCUAGGGACUUGAUAGAACAACACAUUUGGUGGCAAACCAAAAUGGGCAAUGCUUUGUUUUGGUAUGAUAAUUGGACAGGAUUAGGGGCUUUAUACUAUGUCACAACAGGGGAUACAUAUGAUGACAGAAUUCAAAAUGUUUCAGAAAUGGUGAUUGAUGGGAAUUGGGAUGAGGCAAGAUUGGAACUACUAUUACCAGGAGAUAUAGUACAACACAUAAGGGAUACUAUUAAACCACCUAUGAUGAUUGAGGAGAAGGAUAUACAUUGGUGGCUUCUAGAUAGCAAAGGGGAUUUUACAGUUAAAUCAGCCUGGGACUAUUUGAGAUUGAGAGGACAGGAGAAUGAGAUUUAUAAAUACAUGUUGAUAAAAGGACUACCAUUUAAGAUCUCCUUUUUCAUGUGGAGAUGCUGGAAAUUUAAGGUUCCAUUGGAUGAUGUGUUGAAAAGGAUGAAUAUUAACCUAGCAUCUAGAUCUUGGUGUUGUUCAAGUCCUAAAGAGGAGACAAUUCAACAUCUUUUUGCUAGGUCUUUUUCUGCUAACAGGACUUGGUCCUUUUUUUCUUCUCUUGCAGUUCUGUGGGAGCUAUGGAAGAGAAGAAAUGCAUAUAAACAUGGAGAGAGGAAAUCAGUUGGAAGAUGCAUAUAUCAGAUCUAUGUUACAAUUCAGAACUUGGUCAGAUUCAUAAAUCCUUCAAUACAAGAAAUUCCUCACAGUUGGAAGGACAUGUUACAACUUUUGGAAGGAUACAGAACACAGGUGAAAUACAAAAAAGUGAUUUGGAAACCCUCUCUUACGGGUUGGAUUAUGUGCAACACUGAUGGUGCAUCAAGAGGUAACCCUGGGAGAGGGUCUUUUGGUUUUUGUGUAAGGAAUGAGGAGGGCAAUUUAAUUUUUGCCAGAGCAGCAGAGAUAGGACAUGUUACUAAUAAUGAAGCAGAAACAGUGGAAGGCUGGAAACCACCCUGGAGUUUAGAAAAUUGGAUUGACGAAAUUAAACGUAUGGGAGAGGGGAAACAGGUAACAUAUACUCACAUUUUAAGAGAAGGAAAUCAAUUAGCUGCUGCAUUAGCUAACAGAGCUUUAGACAAAGGAACAACAGUAUAUGAACAUUUCAAUGAGAUGGAAGUGGAGCUAAGAAAGAUUCUAAACAGCGAUAAAUCCCAAGUUCCAUACUUAAGAGUGCAGAUCAAGUAA